CCGCAAGGAUCCGUUAUUUCUUUCGAAUUCUGAGGAAAUGUUGCAUGCAAAGAUGACCUUUUUGGUAAAGGAAGUUGGUUUUGAGCCAGUGGAGGUUGCCUUCCAUCCGAAGCCCCUGACAUACAGCUUGGAGAAGAGGUUGAUGCCUCGGCAUCGUGUCAUGCAGAUGUUGAAGGCGAACGAGUUGCAUAGUGGAAGAUAUCAGUUCAGUAGUAUUUUGGUUCCUUCAGAUAAAUUGUUCAUGAAGAAGUAUGUUAUCCCACACAAGGACAAAGUUCCAGGAUUGUUACCGAUGUAUACUGCCGCAUGUGGCAAGGAGGGCACCAUCUAACCUUAGGUAUUCCGAUGUGCAAGGACUUCUCUUCAUUCCCUUCCAUGAAUGCAAUCUAGACCCCUGAAAACCAGAUACGAGAGGAGGCGUCCUCCAAAGCCCUGCCGAGGCCUCGCGAGAGCUCCCUCUCCCUCUCCCGCUCUCCAAGUAUGUUGGCGUUCAAGUCCCCCCUCCUCUUUUACCCCCUCUCUUUCCCCAAGAUCACUCCCUCACCGUCCCUCCUCCCCUCCUUCCAUCUCUGCCGCCUCUCCAUCGCCGCUGCCGCCGCCUUAGAGGAGGACCGACCUCCCAACCACCAUUUCAUGGUGGAGUACCUCGUCAUCUCUUGUGGCUUGCCCAAAGACAAAGCCAUCAGAGCCUCCAAACACCUCACCGCCCUCAGAUCCACCCUGAAUCCCGAUGCGGUCCUCCGCUUCCUCAAACGCCAUGGCUUCGACGACGUCCACAUCCGCCGCCUCAUAUCCUCUUACCCUCCCCUCCUCUGCGCCAGCGUCGACAAUUCCCUCGAACCCAACUUCCAGGCUCUCAAAGCCAUCGGCUUCUCCGAUGCCACCCUCGCCCAGCUCGUCGUUGCAAGCCCUCACUCCCUCAUCCUACGUUCUGCCGCGCCCAGGAUUCAAUUCUGGAGAGAUUUCUUCGGUGGCAACGACAAAUCCCUCCUCCGAGCCUUAAAAAAGAACAAGGGUCUCAUCACCCAUGACAUCAAUAGGAACAUAGCUCCAAAGAUCGAUCUUUUACAGCGGCAAGGGCUGUCGACAGAGGAGAUUGGUUUCCUUGUGCAGAAGGCUAGCCGAUUGAUCACCCUGAGCAUCGAAACGAUUGCAGAAUUGGUGGAGCGCACUGAGGAGCUUGGAUUCCGGCAAGACUCGGGGAUGUUUGUGCAUGGAUUGGUCGCCGUGACCUACGUCAGCAGAGGUUUGCUGGAGAAGAAAAUGGAGCUGCUGAAGAGUUAUGGGUGGUCGGAAAGGGACUUUCUUUCUGCGGUCCGGAGUGCUCCCUAUAUGGUUAUAAACUCAGAGAAGAAUCUCCGUGCAAAGAUGGAAUUUUUGGUAAGGGAGGUUGGGUGCAGCCCGGCCUACAUUGCUUCCCACCCAGCGAUCUUGAUGUAUAGCUUGGAGAAUAGGUUGGUGCCAAGGUACCAAGUUUUGCGACUUCUGGGCUUGAAGGGUUUGAGGGGCAAAAGGCAGGACCUUCUGUCUGCCAUGACAAUUUCUGACCAGAGGUUUGUCGAGAGAUAUAUACUCCUUCACAAGGAGGCUAUGCCCGAGCUUCAGGAAGCUUUUGUUGCUGCUUGUGCUGGCAGAGACCCAUUUUGGUUUCAGAAUAAAUGAGCUAAGUGGAUGAAUCUGAGGUGUUACAGAUCUUGGACUGAAAGAAAAACAUGUCAUGUGGCCACUGCUUAUCUCCAGAAUUCACAGAUCCACGAUCAAAGGGAUCAAGCCAAAUCUUAAGCCUGUCAUUUGGUCCUUACAAAUUGCUUGUAGUUAUGGAUCAUCCUGUCUCUGUAACAUAUUCUGUCAGGAUGUUGGCACCGGUUCUUCUCUUCUAAUGCUAUAUGAUAUUAGGAGACAGCAUAACAUCAAGCCACCAGCUAAACUCGAGUAUCAUGUGACACAAUGUCUUGUCAGGCUUAAAGUUCGAGGACUUUCUCCUCGGUGAAAAAGACAAAGGAAAAUACUCAAUAUCCUCAUAUGGAAUGAACUGCAGAGAGUCAGCUUGCAAACAUGACACUCCACAAUUGAGCUAUAAGGAUCAUGCCCUAUGAAUUUCUAUAUAUUCUGACACUAAAUAUUUUAUACUACUCUCAUUUUGCAAAUAAUCUAAUCUUUUGUAUAAAUUGCAACAACAAAACUAUUCUUCUCCCUGAAACAUUUUAUUUUAGAUUUCGUGAAUAAAAUUAUAGAGUAAC
Elaeis guineensis (African oil palm) is the source of this 2240-nucleotide messenger RNA. The record is from RefSeq and is a predicted model, not a curated record. NCBI's taxonomy places the organism in Eukaryota, Viridiplantae, Streptophyta, Magnoliopsida, Arecales, Arecaceae.